GAUUGUGUUACAAACAAACCAGUUGAUUGCAGUGAAACCAAACAUGACUGGAAAAGUCACGUUCUGUGUGUGGGAUUUACCUGGAAUGUGUUGUCGUCAAAUGGAAUGAGACGGAAUUCACUACACAAGCGGUUCACAAAAUGUUUCGUGUUAGGCUAUAAAAACUGAUUUUAUCAAACAGAAGAUCAUUCAUUGUGUAACAAUGAGCAUUGGAAUUGCAAACAGGCGAAGAUCAUCAAAGAUGUUUCAGGGGCUACUGGCUGUCUUUUACAACCUGGGUGACAGACCCUACAACCUCACGCUGCCCUUCCAUCGCCUUGACGAUGGAGAAUGGCAUGAGGUGGAGCUUGAUCGUCAUGGCAAAGAGUUCACCCUUCAAUUGGACGGUGGCGGUGGAAGGCGGGAGGUUACGGCCGCUCCUGGGCGGAGUCAGGAGAUAGUCAUCGACCAAUCAGUGGUGAUGCUGGGAAACUCCUUCCCCUCAGGACACAACCGCAGCUUCCUAGGAUGUCUGCGAGACCUAAGGCUGAAUGGGCGGCCCAUGCCCAUUGCCAAGCAGCCCUCUGUGGGGUCUGAGGGGCUCCAGGUAGUCACUUCUCAAGGGGUCUCCCCAGGCUGCCCCUCCGAUGCCUGCAGGAAACACCAGUGCUCUCCCCCCUUCAUCUGCAUGGACCUCUGGAGGAAACACGAGUGCAGGUGCCCCCCUGGUCACAUGAUGAAGAAGAAUGCCUCGGACAAGGUCUGCGUCUACACGCUGUGCGCCAGCAGGCCCUGUCGCCAUGGCACCUGUGUGGCCCACUCUCCCUCCAAGUACUCGUGUCACUGCUCGGAGGGCUAUCGCGGGCUCCACUGUGAGGUCUCUCUGGCACUGUACCACAACGACGACAGCAACACGCUGAGCCUCAGCUCUGCGUUUGCCAUCAGUAUCUGUGUCCUGGCCUUCCUAGUGCUGAUGCUGGGCCUGUUCCUCUACUCCUGCUGGAGGAGACACAAGGGCCUGAAGGAGAGCGUCUACCACGUAUCAGCACACCACGGAGAAUGGGAGGACAUCCGAGAGAACGUGCUCAACUAUGAUGAGGAGGGCGGAGGGGAGCAGGACCAGAAUGUCUUCAACAUGGUGGAGUUACAGAGGUCUCUGCAGCCCAGCCCAGCCCAGUCACUGAGAUACAGCUACCCACAAUGCAUAAUCUCCUACCCUCAGACGACCAAGCCACCGGACACCAAGAAUGGGACCAAACCAAAAGGAUCAAACGAACCCAGAAUCGGCAGCACGGCGAUCGCCCUGCGUCUGGCCCACCCUCCGUCCGGUUCUGCUACCCUUCCCUCUCCCCUCGCCAUGCGGCAAUCCCAUAAGUCCCUGUCCUUCUCCAGUCAGGACCUGGCCCGCUACCUGUGUGAGAUCAUAAGGGACACGGACCAUCCCCUGGGGGACAACCCUGGCUUCAUGACCUCACAGCGUCGCCUGUCCAAUAGGGGGCAGCAUGGUGGUCUAGUCGUGCGCUCACUUAGCUCCCUCAAUGCUGGAGGUCAGGGGUCAGAGGUUAGGGUUCAGGGGAGUCAGGAGAGCCUGGAGCGUCAGAGAGCCCAGAGCCCACUGCUGGACAGGCUCAAAGCCCUGCGAGCUGUAGUCAGUGAGCUCAGAGUGGACGCUGCUGUAGACUGCUGCCACCAAGAGUACAGAGGGACAGAAGGACAAAGUGAAGGAGAGGGAGACCAGGGGGCAGCCCAAUUGUGAGAAGAGAGCAUGAGACUGGAGUUGUGCAAUUUUUAAAUUGAUUGAUCCAAAGAUGGUGUUGGGGAAAAACAAAACAAAUGAGAACAAAUAGUUAAGAAAUGUACAUUUCUGAUUUGUAAUCCAUUUGUAAAGUAUUCUAUGGGUGGAUUGUGGCAAAAAAUGUGAUGCAUCUUUGAUGUGAGAGAUUUUACAACCAAUCUGGAAAAGCAGCACCAUUUCCUUGGCAAUGCCCUGUCUAUACCCCACAAAAAUAUAUGUAAAAGAAGGCUAACUGAAUCUAGAUUUUAAAUAGGGUUCCUUUUUUGUUGUUGAUAAUUAUCGUAAUAUAAUUUCUGUGAGAAAAAAAUAUUUUGUUUGUUUUGUUUUGAUUUAACGCCUUUUGAAUAAAUAAAUAUUUGAGAAAGAAAUCAGAAAAACAUUUAGAAAUGUAUGUCUGUGAUAAUAAGCCAUUGCUAUCUUUUAGGUUCAUUUUUGUGAUGCAUUUUUUACCAACCAAUUUUCAUUAUCAAAAGCUAUGUUUGGUAAAUGCAUGCCUCUAUUCCUCAGCAACUUAAGUAUAUCACUGCACUACCUCUUAUUUACUGAUUCAUAAUAGCGCCUAAAUAUUAUAUGCAAU
Molecule: messenger RNA, 2351 nt
Organism: Oncorhynchus kisutch (coho salmon)
Lineage: Eukaryota; Metazoa; Chordata; Actinopteri; Salmoniformes; Salmonidae
Product: neural-cadherin-like
Exons: 6
Coding region: 203-1735 (510 amino acids)
Molecular function (GO): calcium ion binding
Source: RefSeq, a predicted model, not a curated record